This is a messenger RNA of Lathyrus oleraceus (garden pea), 1463 nucleotides long. RefSeq names its product WAT1-related protein At1g25270. The record is from RefSeq and is a predicted model, not a curated record. Lineage: Eukaryota; Viridiplantae; Streptophyta; Magnoliopsida; Fabales; Fabaceae. Gene Ontology annotation, molecular function: transmembrane transporter activity. Gene Ontology annotation, cellular component: membrane. The coding region runs from base 296 to 1267 and encodes 323 amino acids. The transcript is spliced from 8 exons.
CUCAAUAAAAAUUUGCAGCUAUAACACAAGAUGAUGGACAUGGGUAGUAUAUGGCAGAGGUCGAAACCAGAUAUGGUAAUGGUGUUAGUACAGAUUGCAUUUGCUGUUUUGACUAUACUAUACAAGCUCGCAAUAAAUGAUGGAAUGAACUUGAGAGUUGCUGCGGCAUAUCGUCUUAUUUGUGCAUCAGCUUUCACUAUCCCUAUUGCUCUUUUCUUUGAUAGGGAAUGAGACGAGGCAUUGUGCUCCAUUAGGAGUGAGCGAUCAUAAUCAUCCCAAAUAUAGUUAGAGGGUGAUGGAUACAGAGACGGAGAUUGUAAGGAAGAAUAGAGCAAAGAUAACUUGGAGUGUGCUUUCUAAGGCAUUUCUAUGUGGAUUGUUUGGGGGAAGUUUGUAUCUAAACCUUUAUUUGGAGGCUCUGGCUUUAACGUCAGCAACAUUUAUGUUGGUGGUCUUCAACCUAAUUCCAGCCAUUACCUUCAUCAUGGCUGUAUGCUUCGGAAUGGACAAAUUCAAUUUGAGGUUAGCGGAAGGAAAGGCGAAGGUGAUAGGAACAAUAAUGGGAAUGUGCGGUGCAAUGUUGAUGAUUUUUUUCAAAGGUGCAGAAAUUCACAUUUGGUCUUCCAAUAUUAACCUUUUGCAUCCGCAUCGCAACUCAAAUGAACAAAUAGCAUCUCACCAUGCCAACUUUGGUCAGAAAGUGUUGGGUGUUUCAUGUGCACUAGCAAGUAGUUGCUCUUUCUCAUUGUGGUAUAUUAUUCAGGCUAAGUUGAAUAAGGAAUACUCAAGUCAUCGCUCAAGUGCAGCUUUAAUGUCCAUAAUGGGAGCCAUUCAAGCAACUGUUAUUGCUCUUUGUGUUGAAAGGGAUUGGGAACAAUGGAAGCUACGAAACAACCUCAGGAUUCUUGCCGUUAUUUAUCCAGGAAUAGUGGCUUCUGGAUUAGUUGUUAUCGCUAUGGCCUGGUGCAUAAAGAAGAGAGGCCCUGUAUUUGCAUCUAUUUUCAGUCCUUUACAACUCUUACUUGUAGUUAUAGCUGCUUAUUUGAUUUUGGAUGAGAAGUUAUAUUUGGGAAGUAUGCUUGGAGCAAUGGUGAUUGUGUGCGGUCUCUAUGCGGUACUUUGGGGUCAAAGCAAGGAAAUGAAAAAUAAAAUGAAGAUAUUAGAAAUCACAAGAAUGCCUGAAAAUGAUGAGCUUGUUGUUAUUUCCAUGCCUGUUACGCAUGACAAAGUCGUCCAAACCUACCAGAGUUCAGCCAUUACUAAAUAGAAUGUUGUCAAUGUUCAGUGACUGUUUAUAUACAAGAGAAUAUUGAAGUAUGGAAGAGGAAGAUGUGAAGUCCUUCCUAAAGAUGGUUGUAGUACUUAAAAAAAAACGUUUAUCACUAAAAAAAACUCAGUCGAAUGAAAUUGUGCUAUUUUACAUAAUGAGUUAUACAGAAUGAGGAUAGAGUGUCAGUUUUCUA